Blastomyces gilchristii SLH14081 is the source of this 2587-nucleotide messenger RNA. Its product is annotated as tropomyosin. The coding region runs from base 369 to 854 and encodes 161 amino acids. Lineage: Eukaryota; Fungi; Ascomycota; Eurotiomycetes; Onygenales; Ajellomycetaceae. Gene Ontology annotation, biological process: mitotic cytokinesis; actin filament organization. The transcript is spliced from 3 exons. Gene Ontology annotation, molecular function: actin filament binding. The record is from RefSeq and is a predicted model, not a curated record. Gene Ontology annotation, cellular component: actin filament; actomyosin contractile ring.
CAACGUCAAUGUUUUGGGCAGGCGUUGGCAGGGGAACCAAAGUCCAUUACUUAAUAUCUUACCUAAUCCACCCAAACAGCAAACCCGCCGGGUUUCACUUGCUUUCCCUCCCCGCUACAAACUAACCAACUAACGACAGACAGGCAACUUGCUAGACCAACCAACAAUAAUAAGCAGAAACAUCCCUCACUUGUCUUGUCUUGUCUCCUUAUCUCUUGUCUCUGCCCGGCAGUUCUCUGACAUCCCUCUAUACUCAACCAACUACCACCUCGUUUUGUUCGUCUAUCUCGUUGACCGACCAUACCUUUUGUUUACCUGCCCCUCUCCACUUAAGACUCGCCUACCCUUAACAAACAACAACCGUCAACAUGGAUAGAAUCAAGGAGAAAAUGAACACCCUCCGCCUGGAGGCCGACGAUGCCCACGCCAAGGUCGAAGAGCUACAGGCUAAAGUCAAGGCUCUCGAGCAGGAGAAUCUGGCAAAGGAACAGGAAAUCAAAUCUCUCACACAUCGAAACCAGCUGCUGGAGAGCGACAUCGAGAAGCUCGAGGUCGAUCUUAAAGAAGCUAAGGCUUCCGCCUCCGAGAACGCCCAGCAUGGUACACAGAAUGAGUCUAUGCAAAGACGUCUGCAGCUCCUCGAGGAGGAGGCCGAGGAGACUGAUAAGACCCUCCGUGAGACGAAUGAGAAGCUCCGCCAAACCGAUGUUAAGGCCGGACACUACGAGCGCAAAGUCCAGGCGCUCGAGACUUCCCGUGACCAAUGGGAGGCCAAGUAUGAGGAAAUGGCCCAGAAGUACGAGAAUUUGCAGAAGGAGCUACGGGAGCUGGAGACUGCCAUGGGCAAUGUGUAGAUGAUGGGGGUAGGGAGCGUGGUGUAUACAAAUAUAUUCUUCAACAAGCUUGUCUCUUUCUUCUUAGUCUCGCCUCGUGUCACUUCUCUCCAUAUGUGAUUGCGAUCUCGUGCUUCUAGCCACUGCUUGAACUGUUAAAGGAAGACAGAAAACCGCCAAAUAACAUGUCACUGUUCUGACCUUGAAGCUACUGUCAUGUGUCAUGUGCUUUUCUUUUCUUUUCUUCUUUUUUUCCCCCCUACUAUCCUCUUUUAUAUUUAUUUCCCCAAAUUUGUCCACGUAUGAUUUAUCUUUCCCGACUGCGGUACAUAGAGCCUUUAAUGAGAUUCGAUUCAUUGUUGCCCAUGGCAACUGUUCCAUAUGUUCUGUUUAUCAGGUUCGUAGAGUCGUGGCCGUAAUCAUUCGUAUCUGUUGCAAUGAUGUAUCUCAUUUGAUCAAAUCGAAUGAAUAACUCCAUACGUCUCGUCGGGAAUGAAUCUAUGUCGCCACCCUCCUCUCCCUCGCCCGCUUCUUGCCCCCAGCCCGCUCCUUGAACUUCGUAACCCUCCGCUCGGCCUUAUUCUCAUACCGGAAACUCCUCUUCUUCCUCUUCGAAUUACUCUUCGACCGACCCGACGCAUUAUCACCAUUCUUAUCAGUAUCCUUGUUUUUACUCUUAUACUUCGGGUUCUCCUUGGUCCAUACUCGCUUUUUCGGUUUUGAUGUAUCCUCACCACCCUCUCGUCCUUCAUGUUCCGCCUUGUUCUUGUUCUUUUUCUCUUCCCCAUCAUCUUCACUGUCGUCUUCGUCGUCGUCACUCUCCACACCAACUCUCCUCCUCAGCCCGUCCCGCGAAGAAGAAUCCAACUCCUCCACCGUAACAGUCGUAUAUUUAUCCUCGUCGAUAUAUUCCGCCUCAUAGUCGACCGGCGGUGGCUCGGCGAUUUCCUCCCACUCCUCAUCCGUACUAUUAUCAUUCUCCCCAUCUUCAUCCUCAUCGGAACCGCUCUCCCCCGCCGCCGCACGGCUUAUCUCCCGCAUCAGCGUUCUGUUUUGCUCAAGGGCUCGUUCGAAUUCUGCGCGGCGCUCGUCUCGUAUCUUUUUUACCCCAUUAAAUAGGAUUGGUUAAUGAAUUUAACAAUGGAAACACAGCACCUCAAAUGGAUUUCUCUUCUUUUCUUUCCCGGAAAAUUGUAUAUAUAUCUUUUUGAAAUUCAACCAGAAGAAGAGAAACUACUAACCCGCCGCCUCUGCUCCCUCUUCUCCUCCUUCGCUCUCUUCUCCGCAUUCUCCUGUGCCUGCUUGGCGCGCUGUACCUUGCGCUUAUGGAAACCCGUCAAGUACUCCGCCCGCGCACUGGGAUCGAAGAGGAUCUCUGGAACGGCGUUGGGGUGGGAGGAGGUCAGUUUGCGUUUUUUGGGGUAAGGCGCCAUAUUUUCUAUCUUCCUAGCGCUCUGGUUCUGUUUGCGGGUUGAUUUAACUAUUUAUUUAUUUGGUUGUUUUCUUCUUGGUGCUGGUUUCGCUUGCGAGGAUCGGGGUAUUGAUUAAUUGAUUAAGUAGGGGUUAGUGAAGUGUUAGGGGAAAGAUUGUACAGUAUUUGCUUCGAUGAUUCCUUUUAUUUAGAUAAAAAAACAAGAAUUAUCAGAGCUUCAAGUUUAAGCGGGCAUCAGUGCCAAGGAAUGAAUUUGCCAAGCCUUCGAUCCACAUCAAGCCUAGCGCUAUCAACCGGCAGUCCUUCUCCAACGACCUAUAUA